AUGUCUUCAGUUUCCGCUGCCCCUUCUAUCUUUGGCUCUGCCCCCGCUCCUCGUAGUGGUAGCGACGACCCCGCUGCCGGUGCUCUCACCCAACCUUCCCUCGGAAGGCUCGGUGGGAAGCAAAGGGAAGCGCUGAAGCUUCGCUUGGACCUGAACCUCGAAGUUGAGAUCGCCAUUAAGGCCAAGUACCGUGUCCCUAACUACACUUUCAGGGAGUAA
Molecule: messenger RNA, 219 nt
Organism: Guyanagaster necrorhizus
Lineage: Eukaryota; Fungi; Basidiomycota; Agaricomycetes; Agaricales; Physalacriaceae
Exons: 2
Coding region: 1-219 (72 amino acids)
Source: RefSeq, a predicted model, not a curated record